Messenger RNA from Puntigrus tetrazona (Sumatra barb), 3019 nucleotides. RefSeq names its product hypoxia inducible factor 1 subunit alpha, like 2 (gene hif1al2). Gene Ontology annotation, molecular function: protein dimerization activity; DNA-binding transcription factor activity, RNA polymerase II-specific; RNA polymerase II transcription regulatory region sequence-specific DNA binding. Lineage: Eukaryota; Metazoa; Chordata; Actinopteri; Cypriniformes; Cyprinidae. Gene Ontology annotation, biological process: regulation of transcription by RNA polymerase II; cellular response to hypoxia. The record is from RefSeq and is a predicted model, not a curated record. The transcript has 14 exons. Bases 178 to 2208 code for a protein of 676 amino acids.
AACAUGAGGGGGAGGGUCUAAAGGCCUCUACAGAGAAAGUGGUUAUAAACAUGAACAUGCCUAGAGAUUACAGCCAGUUAUCUGUGAGUAUGUCCAUUGCUCAUUUUUCGAACUUUACCACCUGGAAACAUGUCUGACAUGAGCCCAAGAUCGCUUUGAGUCGUCUUACAGUCUAAAAUGACUUCAAAGCAUUUGAAAACGGUUAGGGAUCAACUGAGCGAAGAAUGCCAUGGAAAAGCUAGAAGAAAGCAAAUAUUCACUGAGCAGAAGAAAAGGAGGGUCUGCACAGAAUGGAGAAAAGCUCGUUCUCGUUUGGCGGCACAGAGUAGGAGGAGGAAGGAGAGCCAGCUGUUUAAGGAGUUAACUGCUCUUCUGCCUCUGGACCCCACCAUGGACGGUCAGCGAGACAAAGCGUCAGUCAUACGUCUCACAAUCGCUUACCUGCACCUGAGGGAUCUUAUAAACACCCUGGACUCCUGCGCACCGUCCAUGAUGACACAGUCCUCUCCUCCCUCACCAGGAGCAUCGGCUAAAUCUCAUGAGAGGGAGUUGCUAGAUUCUGCCCUCGGAGGGUUUGUGGUUUUGUUGUCUUUGAAUGGCAAGGUCAUCUUCACCACUAAGGGCAUAACUACACACACUGGAAUUAACCAGAUGGAUUUGAUCGGAAGGAGUUUGUUUGAGUUCUUGCAUCCAUGUGAUCAGAUGGAGGUCAAAGACAUUCUCACGAGACUGAUCGGUAACCGAGGGCAGCAAGAAUGCGAAGUGUUCCUCAGAAUUAAAAGCGUGAUGAACCAGAAGCUGACUCCUUGGAAAAUUAUUCAGUGUACUGGAAAGAAAAAGUUAUCGGCCACACCUGGAUCAAGUUGUGUAGUUCUUCAGUGCAGGGUUCUGCCCAUGCAGGAGGUUAUUGAACUGAAUGCAGCGAUGAAUAUGAGUACAUUUAUGAGCGUACACAGUCCAGACAUGAAGUUCACCUACUGCCACUCGAGGGUUGUGAAGUUGACUGGCUUUUGUGACACAGAGCUGUUGGGCCAAUCCGUGUACCAGUAUUAUCAUCCGUCUGACUGCCAGCAAAUCCGCAAGGCACAUAUUUACUUGCUUUCCAAGGGUCAGGUGUCGACUGGUAAAUAUCGGCUGCUGCACGGACACGGUGGCUAUGUUUGGGCAGAGACAGACGCGUCAUUGGUGUGCAACAUUCACACUGGUGUGCCAGAGAGUGUCGUGUGCAUCAAUUACAUUCUUAGUGGAGUGGAGCAGCCUGAUUUGACAUAUUUGCUGAAGCAGACAGAACAGCUUGUGAAUCCACGCGGCUCCCUUCUCACAGAUUCCCAGCCUGCCGCUUUUCCACUUACUGGAGCCCAGCAAGACAAAAGUGGCCUUAGAACAAGACCCGAUGAGCAUGAUGAUUCCACAACAGCUCUAAACCAAAGAGAGAAUGACAUACAGGAAGUUCGUGACUGUACAGAGAUCACACAUAACACAGAGGAGUGCUGCGAUGUCAACUGCGAUCUGUGUGAGUUAGACUUAGACAGUCUGGCUCCAUACAUUCCAAUGCACGGAGAAGACUUCCUGCUAACUCCUAUUACAGAGGAGACAGAGGACAGCCCCGAACUAAACAUGCGUGGAUUAUUAUUCAAUGGUCAACGUCAAAUACUGGACCCUCGGCUGCAAAAUUCAAAGGGAACAGUCUGCCUUCCUGUAAAGAACCUCACACAUACCCAACGAAGUGUCAGUCAUUAUUUUCUAAAAAACAGGAUCAGUGAUAAUGACCUGAUAUCAACACAGCAGUGGAAUGAGAGCCUAGACCUCGUGAACAGAAUUUCAAAGGUUUAUAAUUAUAAGCAGCAUAACUAUCAACUCUUCUCGACUGAAAGCGAGACUUAUCAUUGGAGGGAGGAUGCACUUAGAGUUUUGCAACAUCCCAACAGAACACACCGGAGCUUCGAUGGAUCAACACCGAGGCCGUAUGGCAGAGACACAAAUACACUUGGAAUAAAGUUCAGAUCGCUUCCGGAGAAUCCCAAGCGGAUUCAAGACAGGAGACACCACGCCGAUGUAAAAGCGCUCCCAGCACCUUGGACUCUGCCUGUGUUGAGCGGCUGGGAGUGCGAGGUCAACGCACCUCUUGACCCCACAUCAUAUUUGCUCCAAGGGACAGAAAUUAUAGCUGUUCUGGACCAAGUGGCCUCAAGAAUGCCUUGGUGCUGAUGCAAAACAAAAUACGACUCCAAGAAUGUGCGCGUGAAUACAAUUAAUCACUUACUCUUGUAAUGCAUCUUUAUAAUAACAACAUAUGCCAGUAGUCUAACACCCGAAAGGAAUGCCUUUGAGUGCAUUACUAAAACCUGCGUGAUUGCGGUCAAGUCUGUUUAUAAUCUAAUACUGGGCUUUUGCACUCCAGAGUUAGAGAGUUAAGGCCCAUUCACAACAAGGGUAACAACUAUAAGAUAGUUUUAAGUUUUUCUAAUUCUUGGACAAUAGGAAUGUUCACACCACAACAAUAACAAUAAUGACAAAGAUGAACAAUAUCGUUGGAAUCAAUUACAGAGCAUUUUUUUUCCAAGCUGAUGAAGUCAAUAAACUUUAAUAGAUGAUAAAGUGUCACCCGCACUUAUAAUAUACAGAAUAGUAUUGUCUGUGUGGACGCUAAUCUAUGUCUCAUUCUUGGUGUGAAAGUGCCUUUAACAUUAAGGCAUUGCAUCUUCUGCCAUUGCUGUAUUGCAUUUCAAAAUAUUUUAAAAACCUUUAUAUAUAUAUAUAUAAAAAAAAAAAAAAACAAUUAUUCUGCACGGUCACAAAUCUGUUUCGAUUGACUAUUUUUCAUGUAUUAUUUAAUGUGCAUUUUUUUUACUUUUAAAACUUGUUUUAAUGAUGUCAGUGUGUUUGGCACACUUAAUUGUUCCCUUUGCAUCUUGUUUGCAUUUUAUGACAUGAUGUAUUAUUAAUAUAACAACUAAUAGUGCAUAGUAGUUUCAUGCUAAUUUAAUAAAGUUGUGCUCUUACAAAGCCUCAUGUAAAA